GGAGGGGGAGGGGAGCGAACGGGAUGGGAGGGGAGGGGAGGGACAGGACAGACAGACAAAGGGGUGCGGCAGCACGGCCAGGGGAGGAGGAGGAUCCAGGCCCGGGGAAGGUCGCUGGGCAGGGCGAGUUGGGAAAGCGGCAGCCCCCGCAGACCCCGGAGCCCCUUCUCGUCCUUUCUCCCACGUCCUAUCUGCCCCUCGCUGGAGGCCAGGCCGUGCAGCAUCAAGGACAGGAGCAACUGGAGCCUCAUUGGCCGGCCCGGACCGCCGGUCUCGGGCUUAAAUAGGAGCUCCGAGCUCUGGCUGGGACCCGACCGCUGCCCGCCGCGCUCCCGCCGCUCCUGCCGGGUGAUGGAAAACCCCAGCCCGGCCGCCGCCCUGGGCAGGGCCCUCUGGGCUCUCCUCCUGGCCACGCUGGGCGCCGCCGGCCUGCCUCGUGGGGGAGAGUCCGUCUGUUCCGCCAGAGCACCGGCCAAAUACAGCAUCACCUUCACGGGCAAGUGGAGCCAGACGGCCUUCCCCAAGCAGUACCCCAUGUUCCGCCCCCCCGCGCAGUGGUCUUCGCUGCUGGGGGCCGCGCAUAGCUCGGACUACAGCAUGUGGAGGAAGAACCAGUACGUGAGCAACGGACUGCGCGACUUUGCGGAGCGUGGCGAGGCCUGGGCGCUGAUGAAGGAGAUCGAGGCGGCGGGGGAGGCGCUGCAGAGCGUGCACGCGGUGUUCUCAGCGCCCGCAGUCCCCAGCGGCACCGGGCAGACGUCGGCGGAGCUGGAGGUGCAGCGCAGGCACUCGCUGGUCUCGUUCGUGGUGCGCAUCGUGCCCAGCCCCGACUGGUUCGUGGGCGUGGACAGCCUGGACCUGUGCGACGGGGACCGCUGGCGGGAACAGGCGGCGCUGGACCUGUACCCUUACGACGCCGGGACGGACAGCGGCUUCACCUUCUCCUCCCCCAACUUCGCCACCAUCCCGCAGGACACAGUGACCGAGAUAACGUCCUCCUCUCCCAGCCACCCGGCCAAUUCGUUCUACUACCCGCGGCUGAAGGCCCUGCCUCCCAUCGCCAGGGUGACGCUGGUGCGGCUGCGACAGAGCCCCAGGGCCUUCGUCCCUCCCGCCCCAGUCCCGCCCAGCAGAGACAAUGAGAUUGUAGACAGCGCCUCAGUUCCAGAAACGCCGCUGGACUGCGAGGUCUCCCUGUGGUCGUCCUGGGGACUGUGCGGAGGCCCUUGUGGGAGGCUGGGGGCCAAGAGCAGGACUCGCUACGUCCGGGUCCAGCCCGCCAACAACGGGAGCCCCUGCCCCGAGCUCGAAGAAGAGGCUGAGUGCGUCCCUGAUAACUGCGUCUGAGACCAGAGCCCCGCAGCCCCUGGGGCCCCCGGAGCCGUGGGGUGUCGGGGGUUCCUGUGCAGGCUCAUGCUGUAGGCGGCCGAGGGCACAGGGGGGUUUGCGCUGCUCCUGACCGCGGUGAGGCCGCGCCGACCACCUCUGCACCGAAGGGCCCUCUGGUGGCCGGCAGGGGCAUUGGGAAACAGCCUCCUCCUUUCCCAUCCUUGCUUCUGCUCGUGUCCCGUCCUUGCUUCUGCCCAUGUCCCGUCUGCUCUCAGCCUCCUGCUUCUGCAUAAAAUCAUCCCCAAGGCUCCGUCUACUCUAAAUUAUGUCUCCUUAUAAGUUAUUGCUGCUCCAGGAGAUCGUCCUUCAUUGUCCAUGGGCCUGGCUCCCACGUGGUUGCAGAUACCUCAGACCUGGUGCUCUAGGCUGUGCUGAGCCCACUCUCCCGAGGGCGCAUCCAAGUGGGGGACACUUGAGAAGUGAAUAAAUGGGGCAGUUUUGGGAACUUCUGUGUUUUCAUGUUAUGGAUCUCUUUGCAUUUGAAUAAAGACUAUCUCUGUUCCUAACAAA
This is a messenger RNA of Rhinopithecus roxellana (golden snub-nosed monkey), 1899 nucleotides long. RefSeq names its product spondin 2 (gene SPON2). The record is from RefSeq and is a predicted model, not a curated record. The transcript is spliced from 6 exons. Gene Ontology annotation, biological process: cell adhesion. Bases 352 to 1347 code for a protein of 331 amino acids. Lineage: Eukaryota; Metazoa; Chordata; Mammalia; Primates; Cercopithecidae. Gene Ontology annotation, cellular component: extracellular matrix.